Messenger RNA from Staurois parvus, 338 nucleotides. NCBI's taxonomy places the organism in Eukaryota, Metazoa, Chordata, Amphibia, Anura, Ranidae. The record is from the annotation of a GenBank genome assembly.
AUGUCCCUCCUGCAGUGCCAGUGUCCCCGGCAAUGUAAUCCGGCGGAUGCCGGCAUCUGUCUUCUGGGUUCCGUCCCCUGGGAGCGUCGGGACGUACGGGGGACACGGAGUGGCGGGAAAUUUGAAAAUGACAAAAAUAAAACAUUACUGUAUCAAACCAUUUCACAUACAUUUUGUCCCGAGUGCUUUGUCCUGUGCCCUGCCUGCAUUUCUGCUGUUCCUAUUGCCUGGAAACUGAUAAACGUCCAUGGCGUCCAAAAAGCGUCCCUUUAGGUCAAAAGCGGUUUUAGACCAGCUAGAGAACAGCGAUAGUAAAUUAGAACCACUUGCAGAAUUGA